AUGACAGGCGCAGUUCAUGUUCAUUACAGGGUUGAAGAACAGGAAACCGACGAUGCUGAGUUGAGUGAUGAGGCUGAUACUGGUGCAUUUGCUUUCCUUGCUCAGAAAGACGCUUCGGAAGAACUUUUCACGCAGUAUGUAGAGCAGGAAAGGGAAUCAUGGGACGUGUUUUGUCCUGGCUUCACUGAAAAAUUUAUGAGGAACAUUGUACCGCGGAUUCUGUCCGGAAUAAUUUUUCCGCCUCAGCUGAGGAAUGAGUUUACCGAAAAGGAAUUGGUGCGCAUGUGCAGUACAGCGGAAAUCCUGGCACGAGACGGACUUCUUUCACACAUCCAUGGGCUUGGUUACGCGGUGAACACAGAGAAAGCAAUUGCUACUAAACUGUGUGCUGUUCCUCAUGCAUUCGCGGAAAGAAAACUGUCGCAGGGCCAGAAACCAGAACAGGGAGUCUCAGGACGCUACCGCGCUUGCGCUGCAAUUGCAUUCCAAGAGGUACGUCGUCGCAUACUCUACCGAAAACCGAAUCAGGAGAUUGGACCACGUGGAGAUUCCCAGUGGUUCGCAUACACAGAUCCCACACUACAUACGAUGCUCAAUACCGAUGCUGUGCCGCAAGUGCCCGGAAAGUGA
Molecule: messenger RNA, 630 nt
Organism: Gongylonema pulchrum
Lineage: Eukaryota; Metazoa; Nematoda; Chromadorea; Rhabditida; Gongylonematidae
Source: the annotation of a GenBank genome assembly